GGCGUGGCAAAGCCGUCCUUUUCCUGCGAGGGCUGCUGAAGACUCAAGACGCUCUCGACCCUCCGACGUUUGAUUUGUUCAAUGACACUUUGUACGCGAUGCUAGAGUUCCCCACGCACGUGGACCUGACCCUUUGCUUUACUCUUGUCAAUGACCUUGCGUAUCACCGUGUCGGGACGUUUGUCUCUCACGGCCUGAUUCGACAGCUCUAUGAUGUUGCCGCACGUUUGCAUCGAUCUUCAGCCGCCGCGCAGUUCUAUGCUGCUAUGCGCAGAAAAACGAUAUUAUCCCAACACGAGUAUCCCCCACCCAAUGGCGCCGCUUUACCGUGGCUGCUUCAUCACCUCACAACGAUAAAGAAGGACGCGCAUCUCGGUCGUACACUGAUCAAACAGGUGGUUCGCAGCGGCGAGCCCAUCUCUCCUCGUGACCGUGCACCGGUCAUCGCACUUGCUGCCGAACAUGGCUACGCUACCCAGGCGAGGACUCUUUACGAGCGGUACUCUGUAGGGAAGCAUAGGGCGUUGGUCGUGGGAAAUGCUGCGUUGGUUGUCCGAAUGUCCAGCCUCUAUGGAAGCCUCAUUCGACGGUUGUCGUCGUCGUUGGGGCUUCCCAUUAUGGAACAAGAGCUCGAAGCAUCGGGUCCCUCAUCACCGCAGCGGGAGCACUCUGAGACUGACCCCGAAACCCAGGAGGAGGAGGAGAACCAAGUCCGAGAAAUCUGGGAGGAUCGAGACGCAGAGCAAAAGCAACUGGAUGACCUCGUUACGUUCUCAAAGCGUGUACUGGACAAUUAUCGAGAGACCCUGGAGCCUUUAGGCGAAGCAUCCCAUCAUUCCCUGAAUGCCCUCGCACGCUCCAACUUCCUCCUCGGAAACGUCGCUGUUGGAUUUGAUGCAUUCCAGGUUCUACUCGACCGCCUCGAAAUUCCCGAUGCUCAUGAUGUCAGUGUCGCCCUGAGUGUCAUGGCCCAGUACAACUGUCGCAGCGCUGUGCGCAUGAUGCGGCGGAUGAUCGUGCGCGGCAUUGUGCCGGAUAAUGUCACCUUUGGGACUGUCAUCCAUCACGCACUCCUGAAAAAGGACACGCAGAUCAUUGGACAAUUAUUCGAACUUGUGCGGAUGCUCGGCCAACAAUUAACGCACAAGACGAUGACAAGUCUUAUUCGAGCGAGCAUCAUUCUUAGCCGGGACGACCCGGCAGCCUUGAAGGAGAAUCUGCAGCUUUGCGUCUCGGUCAUCGAGGCAAACCUCGAGGCGCCUCACUUGCCCUCACCGAACAUGGGAAAGUUUUGCGCGAUCGAGGCGUUGCGCGCGGACGAGCCGGUGUUGGCAUUCAGGUUCUGGCGUUUGGUUGUGAAAGAAAAGGCGGAAUGGAACGACGGGGAGCAGAGGGCGCUGCGAAGUUUCAUUGCGAAGGCGAUCCGCCGACACCACGCAGACGCGAUGUUAGGCGGAGACGAAGCACGAGGCAUGUUGAGCGAGCUGAAGCAAUAAUCAUAUUAGAAUUCGAGGCCAGGGGUAGUUUACAUGUACAUCGCUAGUAAUUUAUUUCAUCGCGGGAGAGCAUAAUGAGACAUAG
This is a messenger RNA of Heterobasidion irregulare TC 32-1, 1581 nucleotides long. RefSeq lists its product as uncharacterized. The record is from RefSeq and is a predicted model, not a curated record. NCBI's taxonomy places the organism in Eukaryota, Fungi, Basidiomycota, Agaricomycetes, Russulales, Bondarzewiaceae. The transcript has a single exon. The coding region runs from base 99 to 1496 and encodes 465 amino acids. Gene Ontology annotation, molecular function: protein binding.